AUGUUUGCGAGAAAGACACCUUACGGUCGCUCGGAGAGCUUCUCCGACAAGCAGCAGGCGAAGAAAUCAAUGUCCCGCAGCAUGAAGCGAUCUUUCAAAGAGCACUCUAUUAGUUCUCGAGGUAUCCGACGAGAAAAGAAGCAUGAGAGAUCGUCUACCGAGUGUGACCACCCUUCUUCGGCCAUCAUCACCAUCUCCGUAGGCAAAGAACAACGAUUAUUCGCCGCGCAUGAACAUGUAUUGCGGACAUCGCCUUUCUUUGCUGCUCGCUGUCGUGGCCAGUUCCUCGAACCUCAUAACAAGCUGAUCAGUCUGCCCGAUGAGCAGCCGGAGAUACUCUCCUGCAUAUUGGAAUAUCUCUACAAGGGAGACUACUAUCCUCGACUGGCGCAUAAUAAACGCCAUGAUACUUGGGAGAUUGAGGACAAUGGCAUGGAUAUUGAUGGGGAGGCGAAGCAAGCUUCCCUACUAGUAUACGACGCCGACGGCUCUGUGAUCCUAAAGGACACUGCCGUAUACUGCGCUGCCGAGAGAUACAACCUACCAGACCUAAAACGACUAGCCCUUCGCAAGCAAGGCUUACAAUCUGGAAUCCACUGUAGCACUAUCCUUUCCAGCGCUCGGUACGCCUAUGCCAACACGCCAGACUCCGAGUCCAAACUACGCGCGCACUACCUAGCUUUGAUUAUCCGAAGCAGAUCUACUUUUAAGCGCAGCGGCACGAUGCAGAUGGAAAUGGAGAAAGGUGGAAAGCUAUUUUUUGACCUUUUUGUGGCGAUGUGUAACCACAUGGACGAUCUUAAUGCUUCGCCGACGUCGAAGGGGUGGUGGUAG
Messenger RNA from Talaromyces rugulosus, 834 nucleotides. RefSeq lists its product as uncharacterized. The coding region runs from base 1 to 834 and encodes 277 amino acids. NCBI's taxonomy places the organism in Eukaryota, Fungi, Ascomycota, Eurotiomycetes, Eurotiales, Trichocomaceae. The transcript is spliced from 4 exons. The record is from RefSeq and is a predicted model, not a curated record. Gene Ontology annotation, molecular function: protein binding.